Molecule: messenger RNA, 808 nt
Organism: Olea europaea var. sylvestris
Lineage: Eukaryota; Viridiplantae; Streptophyta; Magnoliopsida; Lamiales; Oleaceae
Product: protein CURVATURE THYLAKOID 1A, chloroplastic-like
Exons: 5
Coding region: 108-611 (167 amino acids)
Cellular component (GO): thylakoid; chloroplast thylakoid membrane
Source: RefSeq, a predicted model, not a curated record
CUUUACGACAAAGCGAGUAUUUCAAUGAAGAAAUAGAGAGAGAACACGGACACAAAAGUCAGAACCAAAACCUAUACAAAGGCAUUUUUUUGGUCAGCUACUACUAGAUGGCAGCGGUGGCAGCUUCCACUUCCACGGCGGCGACCGCCGUCUUGAUGCACCGUCUCCCCACUACCAAAUCCACCCACUUCUCUGCCUUGCCUUAUCUUCCACCCCGUUUCUCUGCACCGGCCUUUUCUACUUCAUUCAAGCACUCUUCAGAGUUGAGGAGGUCUUUUCUGCUUCAGAUCAAAGCCUCUUCAUCAGAUGAGACAUCUACCCCCGUUGAUGCUAAUGAAUUAUUUACUGAUCUAAAGGAAAAGUGGGAUGCUGUUGAAAACAAGUCGACUGUACUUCUCUAUGGAGGUGGUGCAAUUGUUGCGGUUUGGCUUGCUUCCAUUGUAGUUGGUGCAAUAAACUCAGUCCCUUUGCUUCCAAAGAUUAUGGAACUGAUCGGGCUUGGAUACACAGGGUGGUUUGUGUACCGUUACCUUCUUUUCAAGUCCAGUAGAAAAGAACUGGCUACAGACAUUGAAGCAAUAAAGAAGAAGAUUGCUGGAACUGCUGAAUAAAUGCUUGCGUUCUGGCGCAAAAUUCGUUCUCUAUUCGUCCCAACCUCUGAUCAAAUUUAUUUACGUAUUCUGUAUAUCUUGUUGUGAUGUAGAAUUCGCGCCUUUCUUCUUUGAAUAGUACUCUGUAAUCUAUUCAUGCGUAUGACUAUACUCGAGCUUUUUUCUCAUUUAUCAAACGUUAUUAACUUUGUGGUGCA